AAACAAAGCCAUAGAAAUAGAAAUUGUAAAAUUAAUUAUUUAUUAUUUAUGUUUUCAGAAAAUUUAAUUCAAAAUGCAUGAACAUGACAUAUUGUCUUACACAAAUUGUGCAGGAUCAGAUUUUAAAGAAUUACUUCUCCAGCGUGCCAAAGACUCUUACAAUAAUAAGGACAAUGAAAAUUCGAUAUUUUAUCAAAUCAAAUCCCUAUGCACAGGAUUCGAAUCGCGAUACAAUGUUUCAACUGACGAAAUCGAAUUACCUGACACCAAAAUCAACGAACAACAAGAGCUUAUGUUCCAAGAUCGCCCACUUUUCAAAUACGCUUUAGAAUACCUUAAGAACCGAAGCCUUUCUAAGAACAAGUCUCCCCUAAAUAAAACACACAAAAUUAAUGAAAACCACUCAAUAGAUUCAAUGCAAAGAGUUGAAGAAAUCUGUGCAUCUCUGCCUCAAGAAUGGACAGUAAUUCAAUUAUGCAAAGAACAACGCGAGGAAACAACUUAUUCCAUGUUUCGAGAGAUCCUUGCCUCUGAUGCACCGAUUUAUCUUUCCAUUCUAAAACAUCCCCGAAGCAAAGAAUACCCCAAACCUAUUUGUCUUCUAUUGACUGGUGACAAUCAAGAAGAGCUUUUUAAGAAGUUCUCCGUCCUCACAGCCUCCUUUACGGAGUAUUCCACUUUACCAGCUGGUUCGGCUGGUCCGAAGACAACUCAAGAACUGGAAAACUAUUGGGCUGGAAUGGCAGUUCUCGAGAGCCGUGUGGCGGAUGCAAUUGCAGAGUUAAAGACUUUCAUGGGACCCUGGAUAAGUCUCCUGUGUGGUAAUGUUAAAACCCGAUUUGUGCAAAAACAACAGAACAUUUUUAAAAAAGUCGAUAAAUUCUGUGAUUCGAAUGACAUUGAAUGCCAGCAGCAGCGAGUUCUCCUAAGUCUAUUAGCCCAACAGCGACACCUUCUCACUGAUGAACACAUAAAACAAGCUAGCACUGCUCUGGCAAUGGAAGGUGACGAUGACGGCAAUGGCAAUGGCAGUGCCAGUGAAGGUGACGGUGAAGAAGAAACCCCAACCACAUCUCGGUUAAUUUAUGAAUUUCUCAUGAAAUUGCCAUCGGAAGACGAAAUUGCAUUUGGUCCUUGCAUUCUCAUUCUAGACGAACGCAUUGAUCACUUUUAUUGGGAAGUUUUAAAUCCAUGGCAGGAAUUGUGUCGUAUGAGCUCAUUUCAUAUUCUCGUUCGUCUAUAUGAGCGCUAUAAAUCGAAAAUCAAAAACGGAUAUUUGAUGGUUGAUGUAGAGAAUGGACGUUGUGUCGUUAAUCCAGAUUCAAAUUUGCCGAACAUGGAAGAGCGGAUGAAGAGUUUCUUUAAUUACUGGUUGCCCAAUUGGAAGUGUACUUAUAACGUUGUUCCGAAAAUGGAGGAUUAUAUGAAAUUGUUUGAGGAAGCUGAUUGUUAUGUAUACUGUGGCCAUGGGUCAGGACUUCAGUAUUUAAAUGGUCGAAAGAUAAGUAAAUUCCAAAUGAAAUGCAUUGUCUUCCUCUUUGGCUGCGAUUCAGUUCGUUUGAGAUCGCAAGGACUCCACAGUGAAAUGAUUGGAUCACAUUUGUUUUAUCAUGCCGCUUUGUGUCCAGCUGUUGUGGGAACUCUGCAACUGGGAUUCGAUUUUCAAGUUGAUAAAAUAGCAACAACUCUUCUUAGUGAGUGGAUUCCAUCCAAUGCGGAAGAUAUAGACCACUGGCAUCACAUUGAUAAGCCAAGUUGGAAAAAGGGAACUAUACAACCUCUUCAUUCGAAAAACGCUAGAAUUCAAUUAGACAAUUAUGAGGGAAGUCUCGCCAAAGCUGUGUGUGCUAUUCAUCAAAAAACCGAAGAGAAACUUUAUAAUACUGUGGGAUUUGUUUAUCGAGGACUACCAGUAUGGAAUUCGAGUAAUUCCCAUUUAAAUUAAUAAUAAUAAGAUCUGUGUAUGUUUUUAAGAUUUAAGUGAUAUUAAUGAAUUUUCUGUAAACUUCUAUUUAUUAAAUAAGAGUCAGUAUUUUUUAAGCCUCUAGGAAAGACAUUAAAAAAAAGAGGAGAAUAUAGACUUUUUAAAAUGUAACCCAAAUAAAACUCAAAAUAUUCAAAAACAUGAACUUAAAACCUCCCAUUUCCUCUUUAUGAAAAGUGCUUUAUUAAAUACUCUUCGAAUUCAUAUUUUGUCUUUAAGAAUAAUUGCUUUUCUUUCUCAAGGAACUUCCCCACCAAAAACAACACUUUUAAUUAUCAAGAACCUACAAACAUCCAUAAUAACAGACUUCAACUCAAAAACGAAUUGCCUAAAUUAGUUUUAAGUGAAUAAAAUUAAAAAAAAAACACAAGAAAGAGAAUUUAAUCUCAAUAAUUAAUGACAAACAAAUCUCCUAACCCCACUUCACCUCUCCACCCUCCCACUUUAUUCAGUUUGUGUUUGAAAGACACCAAAUCACAAUCAACAACAUCUCUGAUGCCAAUUACAAAUUCAAAACCAUUUUACUAAUUUCUUUUGAACAUCACAAAAUCUUCUUUUGACAUGUUCCAAAAAAAAAAACACCCAUAUCAUCUGCCUGACAUUCCUUUGGAAUUUCUGUUUUCUUUUCUUUUUUUUCGGGAACAUUGCGUAUCAAGGAAAAAAGAAAAACAAAAUCCCAGUUCCUUUGCUCACACACAAAUUCACGCCGAAAAAUUGUUUUUCCUCUCCAUAAAACUACUCAAAAUAAUAAAACAAAUAAAAUAUCCUUCUCGAUGUUAAAAAAAAAAAAACAAAAAAUAAAUAAAUAAAACUCACAGACAGGGCAUAUCCUCUGGAAAUGAAUGCAAACCAAAGAAGAAAUGUAGUGAAAUUUCUAUUCUCUCACAGUUACAUGAAUCGACGAUAGGAUGUAAACGACGCACGACGGCGAUGAUGGUGGGAAAAACCCGGAAAAAGGACGAUGAAGAUGGUGGCCGUUCGUUGUCGGUUUAUUUGGUUCCUGUGUGUGUUUUAACCUGGCAUCCUGUUUUAUGUAUUUCUUUUUGUUUUA
This is a messenger RNA of Eupeodes corollae, 3035 nucleotides long. It is a transcript of the gene Sse, whose product is annotated as separin. Gene Ontology annotation, cellular component: centrosome; nucleus; mitotic spindle. Lineage: Eukaryota; Metazoa; Arthropoda; Insecta; Diptera; Syrphidae. Bases 74 to 1945 code for a protein of 623 amino acids. Gene Ontology annotation, biological process: meiotic chromosome separation; proteolysis. The record is from RefSeq and is a predicted model, not a curated record. The transcript is spliced from 13 exons. Gene Ontology annotation, molecular function: cysteine-type endopeptidase activity.